GCCACCGCCACCAUGCACAUGUACUCGAUCAUCAUUCUCCGGAUCCCGGAGGGCUCGCACGCCGACUACCGUGACGAGCCGCCGCCGCCCUUCAUCCUGGAUUCCGACUUCAAUUUGAGCUCUUUCUCCUUCUUCCAGCGGACCAGCAUCAAGGAGUUCAUCAUCUUCGCCAGCAAGACCGUCGCGGCGCGGAACGCCCCGGGCACUCGCUCGCGUGUCAAGGAAAACGACUACCACCUGCACUGCCAGUCCACUGUCGAUGGGCUGUGCUGCAUCGUCGUCUGCGACAGUGCAUACCCCUCGAAUGUGGUCUUCCGCAUGUCGAACCAGCUGCUGAUGGACUACCGCGAGCGCUACCCGGUGGAGGUCCGCCGCACGGCCACCGCCCCCCUUCCGCUGCCCAAGCUGUCGCACACGCUGCAGCAGGCGGUCGAUGUCAAGAACAUUGACUCCUUCAGCCGCAUCAAUGAUGACUUGGACCAAACGCAAGUCGUGCUGCUUGACACCAUCAACGCCAUGCUGGAGCGUGGUCAGAAGCUCGGUGACCUGGUCCAGCAGUCGGAGGACCUCAGCCUCCAAAGUAAGGCCUUCUAUACCCAGGCCAAGAAGCAGAACUCCUGGUGCUGCUCGGUCAUGUAAGGCACUUGCCAGCGGGCAACGGGGCGGCGAGGGUCCACCCGCGUCCUCGGCCCCGCGCCCCAUGAUGCCUCCCGACUGCUCCCUACCUACUUGGGCGCCCGACACAUUUGCGCCAGCCGCCGCCGCCGCCGCGCUGUUGCUGCUGCUGCCUAACAAAAAAGAAGAAGAAAACAAUCAAUAGACACCGCGGGGUGCUCCC
This is a messenger RNA of Fonticula alba, 838 nucleotides long. RefSeq lists its product as hypothetical. Gene Ontology annotation, biological process: endoplasmic reticulum to Golgi vesicle-mediated transport. The transcript has 4 exons. The coding region runs from base 13 to 639 and encodes 208 amino acids. The record is from RefSeq and is a predicted model, not a curated record. Gene Ontology annotation, cellular component: Golgi apparatus. Gene Ontology annotation, molecular function: SNAP receptor activity. Lineage: Eukaryota; Rotosphaerida; Fonticulaceae.